AAUCGAGGGGCAUGAAUAGAACAAUCUCAACUCACGGAUCCAUCACUCUACCCGCGUGAGCCUGCCUCCGAGUGUGCGCAGAACUGGUCUCGCCUUCAACAAGUUGCACGAAUUCCGAGCAGCUGAGUGGACAUUUCCCCCUCGUCAAGGCUCUAAUUCCUGUUACCUGUCGUUGGUUGAAGAAGAAGAAGCAGAUUCUGUGGAACGGGGCUGCGGGUAUUCUCGUUGAUCGAGUGGUUUUGGGGCUGAGUAUUUCUUCACGUGCCCAGCUUGCGGAAGUAUUUCGCAGUAUCUGUGCACUUGGGUGUUCUGUGCUGCUGCGCCUGAGGGGAUAAAGUUCAGGAGUGAUCGGACGAUUUGUUGUCUUUCGUCUUUGCUGUUUUGUCGUAAUUGAGAUCGGGUUGACAUUAUCCUCGAUCCAGUAGUUCUCGCAGGAUACCGUAUUAUCGACGAAGCAAUCCAGUCUGAGUCAUUUCUCUGCAUUUUGCUUCCAGUCCUCGUAGCUUAGAGCAUUUUCCAGAUUUCAGUGGAUGCCAGAAUUAGUGUAUAAUAGUUUGCUGGAACUUGGAGUGUGAAAACACGGAAGUUUCCUACUAGAUUUUCGCUACUGUUGCAAUACCCGUGGCUGAUAUCUCCUCCCUCUGCCUCCCUGGACAUUGUGUGAUUCUACACAUCUCUCUGUGGAAUUGGCGACUCUGACUGAAGAGGGGAUUUUAAUAUUUGUUAAGGUUGGUGAAAUCUGGAAAUGAAUUUCGUAGAGAAACGCUCAUUUUAGAGUUUCCUCUCAGAACUGAGAGGUCUGGAGUUGGACCUUACAGCAGCCAGCACUUCGACCAGGUUUAGGGUGUAGCAGGCUGAGGUCAAAUCUUGUAAGAGUGGUGACCAAGUGUUUGAGAUAAUCACUUUAUUCUCCAGAGCCUUUUUCUCCGUAGCCAUAAAGAUCUUGGGGUUUUCAAAGACGUUGGAGCGGUUACACAGAAGCAGAAAGGGAACUUUGGAAACCCGAAAUUCUCUAAGCGUGGAUCGUAAAAAUUGUAGAUGUUUGGAGUUUGGCCUUGAAAGAGUCCCUUAUAUUGCUUAAGUGCUGCAUUUAGUGAAUAUCACUGAGAAACUCGUUGGAACCCACAUUUAAGAAGACAUAUUUACCAGAAGAGAGGUGAAGAAGAUGAAGGAAGACGAUAGAUACCGACACUUGAGCCCGCUGGUGAAGCAGGACUUAAACUUGCUCGACGCGAAUGCUGACACCCGCCGUCUUGCGGUGAAGUCGUUGAAGCUGAUGGUUAAGCAGCUGGACGCUCACACCUUGCCCCGGUUCAUUUUUCAGAUUUCUGAGUCUCAUGAACCAGCAGCAACGCGAUCUUAUGUCAUUUAUGUGUUUGAGGAAAUUGGAAGAGUGCAUGGCAAGCUUAUUGUAACCCACAUCCCAAGAAUAAUGGGGUUUAUAGUGCGAUCUUCAUCUGCAAUCGGAAGCUGUCAUGUGUUACAAGAGGCUUGUGCGAAAGUCACGGCAUCUCUUGCCCUAUGCGGUAUCGAUUCAAACACAUCUCAGGAAGAUGCAGAGGAAAUUAUGCGAGAAAUUUGUACACCGCUCAUUGACGCUCUUGCAGGGAAGCUAGACGCCGUCGCUGCUUGUGCCGCUUCUUGCAUUCACGCUCUUGUUGAAACUGAUAAAUGGAAGUAUGUCCGUGAAGAGAUGGUCCACAAAGUGUGUCAUCGAACGUUUGUGGCGUUGGGUGAGAAACCCACCCGAACAGCAGCCCACUUGCAUCUCAUCUGCUCACUGGCAUCAGCGAACCCCGACAUCAUCAGCAGCCAUGGUGGGAGUCUAUUGAGGGCCGCUGAGGAAAUUUUGAAGGUUACAACCAAUCCCUGGCAGCUUCGCAAGGCUGCAGCUCAACUACUGCUGUCGGUGCUCACUAUUCUUGAAAAGGACAAAUUACAAAGAGAGCUCAACUCUGCUAUAAAUGUGUUAGAUAGCUGUCGUCUAGAUAAGAUGCAACAAGUAAGAACAGCCGUCAGCGAUGCGUUGCACGCAGCCAGAAUGUUAGCCUCUGGAAACAAUGUCUAUCAUCCUGCACUUGACAUGGCAGCAAGUCCCAUUCACAAAUCCAAAGAGCGCGGUGAUUGGAGUUCUAGGUCUGUUUGUAGACUCUACGAGCAGGGUUCUGGUCCCAAGGCCCCCACUCACCCUGGCGAGGUGGUGUCUCCGUCACCCGUUUCCAGGCCGGUUGAUAAUCCACAAAUCCUGACAGAUCUAAAUACGGUGGGUCUUUUCAGUCCUGAAAUCGCUACUGCUAGUCCGGGAACUGAUAGUUUAACAUCUCAAGAAUCACUUCAUGUACCCUAUUCUCCUACUUCUAGUUCCUUAGAAUCUUUCGAAGUUCCUUCCCCUGCUCAGAGCGUAGGUUCGCCAAAGGAACCUGGAUCACCUCACAACUCACCUCAAGACAUGGCCAAUGUCCAUUCUCCUACUUCUACAUCCUUGGAAUCUGUCGAAGUUUCUUCCCCUGCUCACAGCGAAGAUGCGCCAAAGGGACCUGGAUCACCUCACUACCCACCUCAAGACAUGGCUAAUGUCUAUUCUCCCCAAUCUGCUACCCCCCCUGGCACAUCUCCUUCGAGUUCCAUCAUUGCCGUGGAAGAGUGCGAGUCACCGUCACGAAGAUUGAGUGCUGAGUUCAAUGUUCAAUCUCAAAACAGUGAAGUAAGUUGCACAAGUUUGGAAGGUGAUGACACUGGCAAUGACGACCAUUCUUUCCAAGCGGAGGUUCCUUUGACCUCAGACCCAAGUAUUUCUCUUCCCACCUCUCAACAGAACAUGUUGAGUGUCGAGGUCCAAAAGAUAAUAGAAACGCAAGAUUUGAAAGACGUCGACAUCAUCACGUCCAAGCUUCCCGAGCACUUACGUGAGACAUCGAAUGAAAAAUAUGAUCCUCACACUUUCAUUCGAUGUCUCCUGAAUGCCAUCGAUGGUAGCACGCCAAUGAUGAGGAUUUCCAGCAUGAAUGUGCACCUAGUAAUGCCAAGCAAUGCAGAUGAAAGAAGUAAGAACGAGGAUGGUAAUGAGACUCUGAGUGAGAGUGCCGAAGUUGACAAACGGGAGAUUCUAAACUCGAACCCGCCAAUCUGUGUUGAGAAUUAUACAGUGUCUGAAGUAGAGCAUGAUGCUGGAAACUCGAACGGGGGGGGAUGUGCCUCACAUGAACAACUGAAGUUGCUGGAACACCGUGACAAUGCUUUGGAUCAUGCGGGUGUUGACACUGUUGACGCGGAAAGCGAGGAGACAGAGUCACUCAACGAGGCGAAAGAUUUGCUUCCGUUUGUCACACCGACGGAGUUGGUACACUCCCCAUCGAGCUCAUCUAUUCCCGAUCCGAGAGAAAGUGUAACCGAACAGGACGAACCAUUACUGUCCACCGAAUUGCCGACUAAUGAUGUGGAUGCGCACAAAUUGGUAGGCGAGACUUCAAGUGAGGCAAGUUGGAGCGUUCGUGACAAUCCGAUUGUAUCCGAGAGGUCUUUCCGAAUCGAAAACUCAGGUGAGGAGACGGAAGCCCACCGCAAGAGAGCACAGGACUCUUUCCCCAAAGUUCACAAGGUUGGUUCUCCCGAUAGUUGGAGUCCUCGCGAGAUUCACAUGAUCCUACCUGCCUCCGAGGCUCAUCUCUCUGUCGGCGAUGAUACAUCACUGGAUACCAGUAACCCCGUCGACAACUCUGAUCGCGCGUGCUGCCCGAUGACCGACGAUGCAGAUCAUCAAAGUAGUCCUUCGAGUGUUUUGGCGGAGCAAAGCCCCACAUCGUCUAAACCGCGCACCUCAAUUCAAGCAAUCAAGGACAUGCAUGGUGGUCCAAACGGACUAUCUAGCUUGCUUCACGAAGACGGGAAGUCUCAAGUUUGUGAACACAAAGCUACUGGACAGUGCGAUGAUGCCGUUGUCCGCAUAAAGUCCGACUGCACAACUCCAUCCUCGAAGAAAUACUCCCGAAGACAUGCGAAAGAAGUCAAGGGACUUCGGAUCCGGCUCCGAGUGAUAGCCCAUGGUUGGAAAAAAUUACGCUCGUGUACAGAGACAGCUUUGAGAGGAACACUGUGUGUAGCCAUCGCUCUUCCGCUGGCUGUGAUCGUGGCCAAGUCAUUCAAUGGGUCACGAGACGGCCGCCUUGUGCCCACAUAACAAGCCACCCAGAUGAACCUUGAAGAGGCAGGAAGCUGCUUUUAGUAGCAUAAACGGCGUAUCAUCCAACAAUGAGUAUUAUAGUGUAGGAUGCUUCAGAAGCACAAUUUUUGUACAUAUUUUUGAAGCCCAUGGAGAGUAGGAUCACGAUCUUUGCAGAGUCUUCUAGAGUAUACAACGUCGAUAAGAUCAACUUGUCGUUGGCUGUGUUGCCAUCGCAUAAAAUUGCGGAAACUGCAUCAAUUUCGACUCAAAGAAGUUUCGUUCCUCAAAUUUUCUUUCCAUA
Messenger RNA from Physcomitrium patens, 4463 nucleotides. RefSeq lists its product as uncharacterized. The record is from RefSeq and is a predicted model, not a curated record. NCBI's taxonomy places the organism in Eukaryota, Viridiplantae, Streptophyta, Bryopsida, Funariales, Funariaceae. Gene Ontology annotation, molecular function: microtubule binding. Gene Ontology annotation, cellular component: microtubule.